CUCUGGACCUGGUAAACCUGCUCCGCUCACCUCCCUCUGUCACACCUGGUCCCCCAGCUGCUCCACACACACUCAGGUGAGUACAUACUGAACUCUCAUACUCUCUGAAAAUACUCCGAACUCGAACCUUCAAUCAGCGCUCCGACCAAAACCUCUUCAUGUUAAACUCAGACUAACUGGUCUAAGUUUAAACCCUGAUCAUGAAUCUGCACCAGAGACUGUAUAUACUAUAUAGUAUUAUAUAAUAUUAUAUUGUAUAUACUAUAAAGUAUAUAUUUUAAAGUAUAUACUAUAUAGUAUAUACAAUAUAGUAUUAUAUAUUUUAAAGUACAUACUAUGUAUUAUAUACAGUAUUAUAUAGUAAUCUAUAUUUUAAAGUAUAUACAUGUUAUAUAGUAUACGAAAUAUAUAGUAUAAACAUAUUAUAUAGUAUAUACAGUCUAUGAUCUGCACCUUUAUUAAUCUGACUGAUCACUGCUGCAGAUUAGACUGUGAGGGGCAGUCUGUGUGUGUGUGUGUGUGUGUGUGUGUGUGUGUGUGUGUGUGUGUGUGUGUGCGCGCGUGCGCGUGUAGUCUGGACUCUGAAAUGUAAAAGUCAGGGGGUCUAGUCCAGGACCGGUCAGGACUUGUUGGAUCAGCCCGUCACUGAGAGGAUUAACUUUAUAUAAAAACAGGGUUCAAAUAAAUUUAAAAUAAAAAGUUACAUUUUGUUUCACUUUUGAUGUGCCGAUCGCUGCUCAGAUCAGGUUUUGACGAUUCAGACCGGGUCUCAGACCCUCAGGCUCAGAUUAGUUUUGUCGAUCAGGAUAAAAAAUUUAAAAAAACUGCUUUUUUUUUUGUUUGUUUGUGUUUUUUUUUUUAUGUUUUAAUUUAAACUGCGUUCACUCUAAAAAGUCUCCUUCCCUUCACCUGCUGAUCCACUACCUGACUCAGCUUUUCUGAGUUCACGGCCUAUCAGAGAAUCAGUCGAAGUGUUGUCAGGUGUGUAAAGGUCAGCACUGCAGCAGUAAAGGUUUGAUAUACUGAGACCACAUGGGGCGGGCCUUAUCUGGGCCUGGGGUCAGCUGUCAAUCAUUUCACUGUGAAAGCUUGUGUGUGUGCGUGUGCGUGUGUGUCCUGUCUCUAACGUGUCAAAGAUGUCCUCUUUGAUAGACCAUCAUGUCAGACAGCAGCAGCAGAUCUGUGGACGACGUUAAAACCUUCCUCCAGUGCUGGAGAGGUUUCGACUCACAGCAGACGGCGAGCUGGUAUGAUGAGUGGGCGGAGACCUACGAGAAGGUCAGUGAGCAGGGACAGGGCUUGACACUAACUUUGUUCAUAUGUUCUCAUAAGUUGAAUAAUUAAGGAGCACACAAAGAACUUUAGGGGAACAAUGAAAAUUGAUCCAAUAAUGUUUGUCUUAUUGAUCGACCUUAGUACUAUUAUUAGAAAUCAGUUUUGAAGAUGAGGACUGACAUCACUGUCUGUCCUCCUCCAUUUGUGUCUGAGACUGAGACACUGAGUCUUAUCAACAGAUAACUGAGGAAAGGACCUUGACCACCUAGACAUCCUGUCCUCUGAUAUCUACACAGCUUUGUCUAACUGGGGGGGGGGGGGGGGGGACACCUCCAGGCUGACACAGCAGACCUUGGAGUGAUCUUACCGCAAAGACACGGAGACGGUACAGAAAGUCCUUCCUCUAAACACUGAACCCCCAACAAAGACCUCCCUGUGGACCCCAUCCGUCUGUACUGGGAACAUGUCCCCAUUUUCAUCAUCAUCCCACCAAACUGGGGGGAAACUGGGGAAAAAUGGGGGACACUGGGGGAACAAUAGGGUGACAUUUGGGGGACAGUAUAGGGGACAAUGGGGAAACAACAGGGGGAAACUGGGGGGACAGUAUGGGGGACAAUAGAGGGACAUUGGGGGGACACUGGGGAAACAGUAUGGGGACAAUAGGGGAACAUUGACACUGGGGGACAAUAGGGGGACAUUGGGGGGGACUAGGUGACAAUGAGGUAACAAUAGGGGGACACUGGAGGGACAAUAGGGGAACAAUAGGGGGACACUGGGGGAACACUGUGGGACAAUGGGGGGACACCGGGGGACAAUAGGGGAACACUGGGGGAACCUAGGGAACCCUGUUUUUCAGUGAAAUUGAAACCUAAAAUUUGAAGGAAACCAUGAAAAGCCGCUCCUUCUAAAACGUCUCACGGUGGACCAACAUUGUCCCAACAGCAGUUCUGAUGUCCUCAGCAGUAAACUAAUGGUGGACGUGUCCAAAAGUAGACACUAUCUAAACUGCCUUUUUUUUCCAGGACUCUGAGAUGAUCCACUACAGAGCUCCAAAUCUGGUGGUUGAGUUCCUGGAUGCUCACUAUCCCGGGGAUCGAGAGGACAUUCAGGUUCUGGACGUGGCCUGUGGAUCUGGACUCGUCGCUAAACUUGUGAGACACCCUUGAUCGUAAAACUGUUGAGUCAAACCCAGGAGGUUCUGGAUUUCAUGGUCCUCUUAGUGAGUGCAGCUUAGUACUGAAGAUCCCUUUACCUUCAGAGAGACCGCAGAGGGAAAAGGGUCCUGUACUCUACAGGCUGAGGAUGGAUCAAGUAACAAAGACAUUUAGAGACACUGAGGGAUAUUCCACUGUAAAAUUAAGUUAGGGUCAAACAUACCAUAACACCGAGUUAGACACCCCCUCCAGAGAUGAAUGAUGCCGACCGCUUGCUUCACUUUAGUAAUGACCGCAGGAUAGCAAUGCACAGCAGUCUGAGGACCCAUAAACAAACCUCAACCAAAACGCCACUCUAUAGCCACAAAUAAUGCUCAGAACAGCACCUAACUUCAUCAACCGUACAUACAGGGUCCUAGCCACAGCACUAGCCACCAAACAUCUUUUUAACUUUGACUAAUUUCUUCAGUAAAGAGACUGAACACAACUCACCUACUCUCUUCCAGCAGCCGCUUUUUUGUAGCGAGACCUCAGCCCAGUCCAUUACGGACUACAGCGGGGUGACACAGCUCAAGAAGGAACAUUUAUGAUCAUUUCUUUAUCAUUUCCUUGAAGUAAUAAUCACCAUAUUAAUCAUUUUGUAGACGCAGUAGUUCUUUCGUCUGGGUCUGAUUGUAUUUCCAUGAAGGAAUGAUCAUAAAUGUUCUUCCUUGAGCUGCGUCACCCUGCUGUAGUCCGUAAUGGACUGGCCUGAGGUCUUGCUACAAGCAAGCGGCUGCUGGAAGAGAGUAGGUGAGUUGUGUUUAGUCUCUUUGGGUAGUGCAGUGGCUGGGACCCUAUAUGUGCUAACCUUAGUAGAACAUGGUGUAGGUCCGUUCAGUAACAGAACCUCUUUGGAAAAUUAGCUUCACUGUGCUCUUGUUCAAAUACACUAACUUGACAGCUCAUAUAUUCAUACCUGUUAACAAAAUCAUGAUUUUAUUGAUAAUUCGGCUUAAUAAAAACAGAAGUUUCUUGGCCCAGCUUAUAGACUACAGAAGUGGAGAAACGCCCCCGCUUAAGUUUAUGUUUUCUUAGGAGUUAGAACAACUCUGAAUAUAGUUCUAUGGCUGGGACCCUAUAUGUACUGUUGAUAAAGUUAGGUGCUGUUCUGAGCAUUAUUUGUGGCUAUAGAGUGGCGUUUUGGUUAAGGUUUGUUUAUGGCUCCUCAGACUGCUGUGUAUUGCUAUCCUGUGGUCAUUACUAAAGUUGGUAUAACUAGAGAAGCAAGCGGUCGGCAACAUUCAUCUCUGGAGGGGGUGUCUAACUCUGUGUUUUGGUGUGUUUGAUCCUAAAUUCAUUUUACGCCGGAAUAUCCCUUUAAAUGCACUCCUGCUAACCCACUGGCCGAGGCCUUUCAGUCACAUCACCGUCUGCUCUCCCCCAGAGGACUCAGAGUCUGUCUUCAUGCUCUUCUUCUUCUUCUUCUUCUUCUCCUCUUUUGUGUCUCAGAUGGUGAAACUGGGCUUCAAACACUUUGUGGGAGUAGACGCCAGUAAGAACAUGCUGGAUCUAGCUACAAAAAACAGCCUUUAUAAGGACCUCAGACUGGCCAUACUGGGAGCACAGCCACUUCCUGCAGAGACAGGUACACACACACACACACACACACACACACACACACACACACACACACAAACACACACACUGGUAUCUUUAGUAAAGGUUUGAACAAAGUCCUGUUGAGACUAGUUUGACACUGAAGGCUCUAAACUGUGGUUGGUCUGUCAGUAGUGUUGCAAAAUUCUGGGAAUUUUCAAAGUUGGAAACUUUCCAUGGAAAUUAACAUGAAUAAAUCGGAAAUAUCCAAAAUUGAAGGUUGGCCCUCAACUGGAACUCAAACAUAGUUGGUGAAAAUAUCUUGUAGCAUAAUCUUGACUAAAACAACCAAAUUUAAUGCAAGUCCACUCCUCAAUCACAUGAUUUCUUGAACCCUGGAGGCCACACUUGAGAGCCCAAAGCACAAGACAUUUGAGCCCACUGACUAUAGACAGUCAAGAAAGUUUGGAUAAUAUUAUGGGGUAAAUAGAUUUGAUCUGUAAUAGUAUUGAUAUUUAACUUAAUUACAUAAAAAUAGGUGCUAAAUGUAAGCUAUUUUUAUCAAAUAUUUGGAAGACCAUUCCAGUUGUUUAGCUAACAAUAUUUCUGUUUAUGAUAUUACAUUAAUGUUUUUACAAGAUUUUGUAAAAGCUCAUGUCUUUUAAUUGGAUUAUUUUGCAUAGAUGUCUGCUUAUGACAAAACAAAAAUAUAUGAAGCAUAGCGGUAGUUUCAAGCAGGUCACGGUGUCAAGCUAAAGGCUACAGUCAGCUGAUCUUAAGCCAGCCCUCAGUCAGCUGACAGCUCAGGUGAUCGCUCUCUUCACAUCCUAUUGGCUAAUGUCAAAAUGGCGCCCUAUUUAAACUGCUUCUCCUGCCUACUCUGCCUGUUGCAACCACUCUGCAACCCACCUCCACUCCAGCUCCUCCUGUUUAUGUUGUGUCUGAUCUUAUGUAUUGUCACUGAUGCUUGCUCUGCUCUGUGGGAGGAUUUCAAUUUAUUUAUCUGAAUAGUAUUUAUUUGCGGCUGCUUUCUCUACCUUGGCUUUUCAUGUAUGCACACGAAAGGGAGGGGAGGGGCUCUCCCCUCUUAUAGCCAUGGAGAGCAGGGAACCCUCAGAACGGGCCAUACCGCCAAUGUAAAAAAUGCUUUUAAUAAAUAAUUAAUUUUGACUAAAGUGAUCCUGACUAAGGCUGCACGAUAUAACGAUAUGUUUCGUCUAAACGAUAGAAAAUUUCUAUCGGGAUACAUGAGCUCUAUCGUUUCUAUCGCGGUGUCGCAAAAACGCGCUUUACGGCAGUGUUUUACGUCGUGACGCUCCAUAUAUUGCAUGCCCGCACGCGCUACGGCCACUGUGAAAAACACAAACAAACAUGGAGGAGCCGGGUUAUUGUGGCGAAAGAGAUGACAAUUCUCGUGCAUCAAACGCAGACGAGCCAACGCAGACGGAGGAGCUGCUGCCGAAACGGGGGGCAACGUCGGUUGUGCGGUCGUGGUUUGGUUUUAAAAGGAACGACACGGAGCAGACCGCUGUAGUUUUAUUCUGAGUCAGCACAUAUAUGUAAAUCUAUAUCGAUAUACUCUGAUCUAUAUCUGAUCUGAUGAGCGCGUUUGGACACUCCACCUGACCGAAUUAACACAGCUGAAACCGCAUUAAAUUAAAUAUCCAGUAAACAGUCACACAUGAUGAAGUUAACAAGAUAUUUAAUUCGUCUCCCCGCUUAUCCUCCUUCUUCCUCGCGCAGCUUGAUAGGUGUUAUGCCGUAGAAUGCACCCCUGCAUCCUAUCCACUCAUUAGCGUCUUAAAGUGGAAAAAAAAUAUCUCAUAUUUAAAAAAACACGAGUAUUGGAUCAUGACAACAUGUCAAAUGGAGCAGCAAACUUUCGUUCUGUUUUUAGGUUUUUAAAAAAAGCACAUAGAGAGGUGUAUUUGCGUAUUUAAACUGUACAGUUAGCUGUCAUGGUAGAGAACAUUAUAUUUUCGGGGCAGCAAAUAUUCCGAAUCAGAGGGUUGUUGUUUUCGGCAUAUCUGAAUAGCCUGAAUGAAAUCAUUAAAGGCACACGCUUUAGAAACAGUCCAACGGUAAGGAAAACUUGGAUUAUUUCGCCUUGUUAUGUAUCUUCAACCGCGCUCCCGUCAGGGAGGGGGGUCAGAUGAGUUAUUUACUUCAAGCCUACAUACGAAUAUUAUAUUUUAUAUAAGCUAUACAUCAACUGAAUUCACAAAAAAUGUACUAUAUCAUGAUGUAUAUCGUAUCGGGAUAUAAAAUGAGCUAUAUCGGGAUAUGACCAAAAUCUCAUAUCGUGCAGCCUUAAUCCUGACUGAAUUACAUUUAUGUUUGGAUAUGAUACAGUUUGUUUAAAUCACCCCCAAUUUCCAGUUAAUUCCCCGCAAUUCCCAUAAUUCCCAUUAAAGUUUCCAACUUGGAAUAUUUCCAAAAUUCCCCAGCUUAACUUCCCAUGGAAAGUUUCUGGAAAUUUACCAGAAAUUUUCCGCCCCUUUGCGAUCCUAUCUGUCGGUGAUGGUCAGAGGAUACACUCAGAGAGCUUCUGAUUCCUGUUCAACAUUUUUUGGUAAUUUCCCCCUCACCUGAGUGUGAGAACAGCAGUCUGGAUCUGUGGGAUCUGGAGUUCACAGACAGGGUAACCAAGCUGCUCUUUCUCCUCCACUGCUGGGUUCAGAUACGUACAACGUGGUGGUGAUCGUCGGCGCUCUACGUCAUGAGCAUAUCCCAGUCAGCAUCAUCAGGGAGCUCCACCAAGCCACAAAACCAGGUGAGGAACUGUGAUACUGGGUCCACAUGUUUGGUGUUCUUGUCUUCAUAAUGAAGAGCUCAAAGGGUUUCUUUAUGCAGAUGAUGUUCAGUUCUCCUUCGCCAAAACCAGAUCUCACAUGGUGUCUGUACAUCUGUUUUUGGUGUUCACACUGACCAUGGUUGGACUGGAGCUUACAGAGUCAUGUUUGGCGUUCACUGUAGAUCUUCUCUGAAGGACAACUAAACCUUUUCUUUACCCUCCUGUCCUCCAGGUGGAUACGUCUGCAUGUCCAGGGUGGACCCAAACUCAGAGCUGGGAGACAAAUAUAAGGAGUGUUUGGAGCGUGAGCUUCAGCAGAUGGAGGAGGAGGGGCUGUGGACUCAUGUGGCCUCUGAGGAGAUGAAAGAUUACAUGAUGGAUGUCUCCAACAAACAGGAGGACAAGUAUCUGGGAGGAACCAUGUACCUCUACAGAAAGUCCCUGAAAUAGAUGAACCCCAGGUUUUAAUCCAUACAUUCAUCACAGUAUUACAGUACUUUUGAAAACCUCUCAGAUAAAACUGAAAAAGGCCGACAGAUGGACUCAGGUUAGACCUUCACACUUGGUGGUUACCAUGGUUUCAAAGAGUUAGUCUGUAAGGGCCUGUUUCCACUUCCUUCACCGGCAGCUCCUGUUUCCAAACACCAAAUCAGAGCAGGUCAGACCUUUUUUUAUCAGCUGAUUUUUUUUACAGCUGAGCUCACAGAACAUUUUAUUAAAACUUUUUUAGGUCUAAUCUGGUCUUCAGAAAUUCAUCCAAGACCUCAUGAGUGAGGACUUUUUUAGACAUCUGAAGGUGGUGACUUUUAUCAGUCCAAUUUAAGACUUUCUAAGACAUCUCAGACCCUCAACUUUUAUAACUCUAAUGUCAAAGACUUUUUAGGCCAAAAGAAAACGACAGAGUCCUUUAAUUUAUAAAUCCUGAGACUUCUUAGACCUUUGGGAGUUUUCCUGAAGUCCCAAGUUUUCUUUGAAUCCUCUGUAAGACUUUCAACUGACUUGGAUUUACACCUUAAAUUCAAAUCCUUUUAGACUUUUUAAAGAUUUUUUAAGUCCUAAAUAUAUUUUAAAUUAAUUUCAGACUUCUUCAUUUUCUAGUUAAAAUGAUCAAUUUCAGACAUUGUGAGCCUUUUAAAACUUUGAAUUUGUAAUUAUAAUUUUCGACUUUUGACCACUUUUUUGAGCUCUACAUUUAGAAAAUCUUCUUUUAGACAUUUUAAGACCUUAGAGAUCUUAUUUACAUUUAAGUAACCAUGGGAACUUUGAAAGAGAAGCGCUCUUACACUGAGGCUCUGAGCACUGCCAGUGAAAACUCCUCCUCCUCUGUCAGUGGACACAAGCCCUUAACAGUGACUACAGAUUAGGAUAUCAAAUAUCAGAGCAGAAAGUGAAUAUCAGUGAAUCAAUAAAUCAGUGAAUGAAUGAAUAUUUCAGACCUGUUGUGGUGGUGAAAACAAUGUUUUGGUUAUUUGUUCAUUCUUUGAAAUAAAGUUUAAAAUUGAUCGGUG
Xyrichtys novacula (pearly razorfish) is the source of this 8309-nucleotide messenger RNA. NCBI's taxonomy places the organism in Eukaryota, Metazoa, Chordata, Actinopteri, Labriformes, Labridae. The record is from the annotation of a GenBank genome assembly.